CUAUUGACCAAAAUAAGGAAAUCUGUGCCAUGAAAGCAGGAAGACAAACGUUAUUGUUCUGUAUAUCACUAAGUAAAAAAUGGAGAACCUACGCCUUGUUUCCGAUGAAUAUUUCCGUUCGCUCAAUUCUAUUGCAAAACGCAUUUGUGAUGAUAUUAGUUCGACUCGUGAAAACUAUGAAUCUGCCUGGAAUUAUCUCAGCGUCGAAGAACAAAAUCAAGUAAUCAACGAAAGCCUGAUCUAUCCUGAUGCUGUCUUAAGAUAUUCGAUAAUGGCCGAGCCGUACAAGCCAGUAGAGAGUUUCCCCACAUUGAAACUCUCCUGUGGCUGUAAAGUAUUGCAAGAUGACACAGGUGCUGAAUGGAGAGACGAGCAUUCUGCACCAUUCUCUUGGAAAACUUCAAGUCAGAUGCUGGACAUCUCAAGCAAAACAAAUCCCUCCCAGGCCAAAGAAACAAACCAACUUCCAAAAAAGAAAAAGCCACCAAUGCCUCCUCCAAAACCUCCCAAGGCAGUGAUAACUCAGGACAUUGAUGUCAAAGCUUAUGACAAAAUCAACAACAGUGAGAUGGUGAAUGACUCCAGUAGUCAGCAAGAUAGUUCCACGCUAUCUGAGGAUGAAUUCUCAUCGCUAAGCUCCCAGGUUUUGCCAAAGACUGGGUGUGAAUUUUUGGAUAACUGGUAAUUCUUCAUUGGUACUAACAUGCUAUCAACUGCUGGAUUUUGAUCUGCCAAACUGUUUAUGUUGCCACUCAAUUUAUUAGAAACAAAAUAUAUAUGCAUAAGAACUGAUCGUGUAUUUAUAUCAAACUACGAUCGCCCUAUUUUAGAUUACACUGCCUUUAUUAUAAUA
Messenger RNA from Daphnia magna, 853 nucleotides. RefSeq lists its product as uncharacterized. The record is from RefSeq and is a predicted model, not a curated record. Bases 80 to 685 code for a protein of 201 amino acids. The transcript has 2 exons. Lineage: Eukaryota; Metazoa; Arthropoda; Branchiopoda; Diplostraca; Daphniidae.